Molecule: messenger RNA, 411 nt
Organism: Echinostoma caproni
Lineage: Eukaryota; Metazoa; Platyhelminthes; Trematoda; Plagiorchiida; Echinostomatidae
Source: the annotation of a GenBank genome assembly
AUGGCUCGUACAAAGCAAACUGCCCGCAAAUCCACGGGAGGCAAGGCUCCGCGCAAGCAGCUGGCCACGAAGGCAGCUCGCAAAAGCGCCCCCGCCACUGGUGGUGUGAAGAAACCGCAUCGCUACAGGCCCGGGACUGUCGCGCUCCGUGAAAUCCGUCGCUACCAGAAAAGCACGGAAUUGUUGAUUCGCAAACUGCCUUUCCAACGUCUCGUCCGUGAGAUAGCUCAGGACUUCAAGACUGACCUGCGCUUCCAGAGCUCGGCCGUGUCCGCUCUGCAAGAAGCCAGCGAGGCUUAUCUGGUUGGCCUGUUCGAAGACACCAACCUUUGCGCAAUCCACGCCAAGCGCGUUACCAUCAUGCCUAAGGAUAUCCAAUUGGCGCGUCGCAUCCGCGGUGAACGUGCCUAA